Molecule: messenger RNA, 1446 nt
Organism: Cervus elaphus (red deer)
Lineage: Eukaryota; Metazoa; Chordata; Mammalia; Artiodactyla; Cervidae
Gene: MRPL38
Product: mitochondrial ribosomal protein L38
Exons: 9
Coding region: 95-1237 (380 amino acids)
Cellular component (GO): mitochondrial large ribosomal subunit
Source: RefSeq, a predicted model, not a curated record
GGACGCGGGGGCGGGGCCUGCGCCAGGCGCUCAGGCGCCGCUCCGGCCACCUCUGCGGGGUCCUCGGAGAGGCGGCGCGCUGGCCUGAGGGAAGAUGGCGGCCCCCUGGUGGCGGGCCGUGCUGAACGGCAGUCGGAGUUGGCAGGGCUUCAGCACCUCAGCCGCCCUGAGCCGCCGGGCCGCUCCUCUGGGGCCGAUGCCCAACGAGGACAUCGACGUGAGCAACGUGGAGCGGCUGAAGAAAUACCGCAGCUUCGACCGCUACCGGCGCCGGGCGGAGCGGGAGGCGCGGGACGCGCACUGGUGGCGGACGUACCGGGAGCAUUUCGGGGAGGAGUCAGAUCCCAAAGACAAGGUUGACAUUGGGUUGCCUCCACCUAACGUCUGCCGGACCAAACAGUUGUUGGAACGGAAACAGGCCCUGCGGGAGCUGCGGGCCAGUGUGGAGGAGGAACGGGCUGCUCGCCUCCGCACAGCAAGCAUUCCCGUGGAGGCCGUGCGGGCCGAGUGGGAGAGAACCUGUGGCCCCUACCACAAGCAGCGUCUGGCCGAAUACUAUGGCCUCUAUCGGGACCUCUUCCACGGGGCCACCUUCGUGCCCCGAGUCCCCCUGCAUGUGGCCUAUGCCAUAGGCGAGGACGACUUGGUACCUGUUUACUAUGGCAAUGAAGUCACUCCAACUGAGGCUGCCCAGCCCCCGGAGGUGACCUAUGAGGCAGAUGAGGGCUCCAUGUGGACGCUGCUGCUCACCAACUUGGAUGGACACCUGCUGGAACCAGACGCCGAGUACGUGCACUGGCUGGUCACCAACAUUCCGGGCAGCAGGGUAGCUGAAGGACAGGAGACGUGUCCCUACCUCCCCCCCUUCCCCGCCCGAGGCUCCGGCUUCCACCGCUUUGCCUUCCUUCUCUUCAAGCAGGACAAGCCAAUUGACUUCUCCGGGGACACCCGGCCCUCACCCUGCUACCAGCUUGCCCAGCGGACCUUCCACACUUUUGAUUUCUACAAGAAACACCAAGACGCCAUGACCCCAGCUGGCCUGGCCUUCUUCCAGUGCCGCUGGGAUGACUCAGUCACCCACAUCUUCCACCAGCUGCUGGACAUGCGCGAGCCUGUGUUUGAGUUUGUGCGGCCCCCUCCUUAUCACCCUAAGCAGAAGAGCUUCCCCCACCGGCAGCCCCUGCGCUACCUGGACCGCUACAGGGUCGGUCAGGAACCCACCUACGGCAUCUACUAACUGACCGGAGUGCCCCACCUCAGGGCGCACUGGGUUCCUCAGGCCACCCUGCUGGGCUCUGCAGGCGGGGGCGAUAGAGACUCAGCGCCAAGGGGCCAAGCACCGGGCUUCUCCUGCCUGAGGCCGCCUGCUGCCACCCUCCCAGCAGGCUCAGGGCGUGGGGGGGAAGAAGGCUGGGGGUAGGGUUUCCAAUAAAGAUUUUUGCUGUA